AUGACAGAUAAUAAUAAUGCAGAUAUAAUAGCGACGGCACCGUCGUCAGCAACAUCAACUACAACAACAACAACAACUAAUAAUAAUAAUAAUAAUAAUAUUAAGAAUGUGGUACCACAAAAAGCAUUACAUCUAGAUGAUAUAAUUAUAAAGUGUUUAGAGGAGAUUGCGUUGAAUGGGUCGAGGGGAUUGACACCCGAGCAAAUGUUUGCAGUUGUGCAAGACACGUUUGGUCCAAUCAAUGUACAUCUCAAAAACUUUAUUCAUAAACGUAUCUUGGAUCACAGCUCUAUCCAUUUGAUCGAUGAUAGUACAUAUCGACAGAUGGCACCGUUGGUCAACAAACCAGACACCAAUCCAAUGUCACUACUUAAAAAGAUUGGAGAUCAAACUGGAGCCGGUGAAGAUGAUCUAAUCAUUCUAUCUUCACAAAGUACCACUGGCAACAACAAGACACCAUCAAAACCAACUCCCUCUACACCAAAAAAGAAACCGGCUGCCAAGAAAGCAGCGGCAAAGGGGAAAAAGACAAAAGAAGAAGAAGAAAAGGAGAAAGAGGAAGCUGCCAACAACAACAAUGAACGUGCACUUGUAACAACUAAUAGUAGUGAGGUGGCAUUACCAGACAAUUCAAUUGGUGUUGUUUAUCAAAUCGAUACUUUAGAGACACCAAAAAAGGCAACUGGAAUGGAUUGGAGAAAACAACAUCAAACAUCCACCGAAGCUAGUAUCGUGUCUAAACAAAAGUGUUUGGAUUGGAACAAUCCAAUUGUACCAUUCUCCUAUGUCGCCAACAAAGAUCUCAGACGAAAGGCUUGUGGUAUGGCUGUUGGUGAACCACCUCUAAACGAUCUCCAAACAAAGAUUCUAGAAGCUGUUGCCAACUCUAGAUACAAUGGUAUUCCUCAAAGUGAAUUAUCUGAUAUGUUUGGUAUUGAUUCUCGUAAUAUUUUCAAUCCAAUUAAAACUUUACAUGUUAAAGGUUAUAUAGUAAAAUGUGAAGUUUAUAAAAGUGGAUUAAAAGUUGUACAAACUAGAAUGAUUUAUUUGACAAGAUUCUUUAGUAAUAGAGUUCCAUUGGUUGACCCAUGGAAGAGUAAGACUGCUGCACACGAGAUGAUGACAGACUAUUUGUCAAAGUGUCCAGAUACCACAACAACCAACGCCGACUUAAAGAGCACAAUGAUAAAGUACACCAAAACACUUGGAACCUACAAAUUGGUCAAGAAAACAUUGAUUCAAGAAGGAUACAUUGAAUCGUUCAAGAGAAGAGUAGAUGCAAAUGGACAGGGUAUCAUGGGUACUGAAGUAUAUCCAAAUGAAACAACUACAACUGCAUCAUCUCUACCAAUUCUAUUACAACAGAGAAAAAAGGAAAAAGAAGAGCAUGCAAAAGAAGAAAAAGAGGAAAAAGAUGAAGAUGAUGAGGAUCAAGAUUCCCCUCCAACCAACACUAGUGGUAAAAAGACACCAAAGAAAAGAGAUAGAGUACCAAUUCCUAGAUUAGUGGAUUAUGUAAAGUUGAUCAAACUCUAUGAUCCAUUGGCAGCAGCUGGAGCAGAUGACAAUGAAGGUGACGAAGAUGAACAAGGUGGAGACAUGAAUGACCGCGACAUGAACGCACCAAAUGAAGCAUUCACAUGCAUCGAGACUGAAAAGUUACAACAAAUGUUUGAGUUUAUAAAGAAUGCACCUCGUUCACUUUUAACAAAGGAUAUUGCAGAGUGGAUGGGUCCAAAUUAUAGUCUCAAGCAUAUUUCAUCGGGUCUUCGUACUCUUGUAUGUUACUAUAAACUUAGAGUAUUCCCAUUCUUGCUUGGCAAGGUCAUGGCUUAUAAAUACUUUGUCAGCGAGGAUCAGUUGGAUGACCAAUACCUCACGGAACAUAUUACACCCGUUACACCUCCAACCAAAUCGAUCACCCCCAAAUCAGCAGCAACAACUAAAUCAACUACUACACCAACUAAAAAAGACAAGGAAACACCAGUCAAAGUUAAAAAAGAGUCAGUCAAGACACCAACGAAAACACCAACCAAACCAGAAACACCCAGUAGUGCAAGUAAAAAGAAAAACAAAAAACAAGAUAUUCUACCAACUAUCGCAUCUAUAGAUGUCGAGCAAGAUAAAAUGGAUGUGGAUAGUUCUACCACCAAUGUGGCUAAUGUUGAAGAUCUCGAUGAUGAUAAACCAACCACAACAUCUACAACUUCAACAACAUCAAGUACUACAACCAAUCAAGUUAAAAUGGCUAUUAAAAUUGAAGAGGAAAUGGAGCAAAAGGCAAAUAAGAAUAAUAAUAAUAAUAAUAAGAUUAAUCCAAUAGUUAGUAUUGUAUCAACACCAAGUAAAUCUAUGGCUAUUACAACGCCACCAGCAACUCCAUCUUCACAAAUAACAUUAUUUGGUCAAAUUCUAAAGAAUAUGAGUAGUCAUGGAAGCGUGAUCAGCUCAUCAAGCACACCUCACAGAAAGUUUGCAAGAUCAGUACAAUUUUUGGUCAGAAAGAAAAUGGUCUAUGAUCUAAUUGUCAAGGAAUUUGGAAUGAUUACCUACCAACUAUUGGAAUAUUUACAUGAUUCUGGUGAUCCUAGAGUCGAUCUAAAGACUCUAAACAAUGUACUUACAGACCUCAAAGGUGAAAAUCAAAUUAAUAUCAUUAGAAUGUAUUUCAACAAAAAUGCAAUCGACAAGACUCUCAUCUUUGCAUACGAUGCUAAAUAUUCUUUAGAUGAUCCUAUCAUUAAAAAAAGAAUUGGUCAAAUUAAAGAUAAUAAUAUUAAUAUGAAAACAGCAAAUGAUCAAAUGGAAAAAGAAACAAUUGAAAGAUAUACAGAUAUUCAAUUAUAUUAUAACAAAAAGGUGGCACUUCAAUAUGGUAUGAUUCAUGGUCAAUUUAUGAGAACUAAAGCAUACCAUAUUAUGUUGUUUAAAUAUUGUGCUUCAUUAUAUCAUGAUAGUCUUAAUAAUACCACUGUGGACAAUAAUAAUAAUAACAACAAUAAUAAUAAUAAUGUAGAUUUUGAAAAGAUUGUUUUACCAGAUGAUUAUUGUUUUUAUUUAAAUUCAUUUUUAAAAAGUUUAACAACAGGAGAUUAUUGUAAAGUAAUGCCACAAUAUAAAACUGUUGAAGGAUUGAUUGAAAAAAUCACACAAUCUGUCAAAGUUGUUGAUUUACCAAUUCAAAUGAGAUGUAAAAUAUUUACCAAAAACUUUAUGAAACGUUUUGUUGCCAGAAUCGAAGACUUGAUCAAACUAGGAGCUGCCAGAGCAACAUCAACCAUUUUCUUAAAUUCAAGAAGAAAAUUAAAUGAAUUUCAAUUAUUACAUGAAACAACAUUAAAUGGACAAGAAUACAUGUUGAAUUCAUUAAAAGGUAUUACUACAUUUUGGACGGCAUUGGAGAGAUUGGCAGUUGGACAAACUGACAAUCAAGAAUUGAUUGGAAAGUUUGGAAUCAAUGUUCAUUCUCCAUUAUUAUGGGGUCUUUCAUCCAAAGCUUCUCGUUUAGCUCGUCAACGUAUCAUUGCACAAUUUGUUUCUCUUGCUCGUCCAUUAACAAAUGAUGAAAAAAUUCAAUUAUCAAUAGAUGAAAAUAUUAGAGUUAGUUAUAUUGAUACAAUGUAUCAGAGAUUUUUAUACACAUUGAAUACCAAAUCUCAGAAACCAGGAGCCAAGCCGAGAAGACCAUCUGGUGUACCUCGCGUUCGUAACUUUAUGAAAAGGAAACCAAAACCCAGUAUCCAUCUUAUCAGACAACAGAGAUGGAGUCAUAUCGAUGAUAGACGUUUGUUGAAUUUUGUUAUCGAACUAUUUACACCAUUUUUCAAAUCUUUAAAGGAUUUUGACUAUACAGUGAUUUCAGCAAAUGGAGUUCCCCAAGUCGAAAACCCAUUAUGGAGUGAUGUUGCAGAGGAAUUUGAGAGACCUUACUCUAUUUGUCACAAACGUGUAAAUGUCUUACUCAAAAAAUAUCCAUCCUACAAACACAAAAUAUUUGAAAUACUUCCAUAUCAUCAAAAUACCUCAACUUAUGAUUUAGUUUUACCAGAUUCUAUUGAUAAAGUUAAAGAAAAAUAUGAUUUCAAGGAAACAAGAACUCGUAGAGAUGUAUGGGCCUUUUCAAAUUAUAAUUCUGGUGAAUUGGUUAGAUUACGUGAUAAAUGUGUGUUUGUUGUAUCAUUACCAGAAUCAGAAUUUGAAGCUCAAGUUGGUAAAGAGAUUUUAGGUGAUAAAGAUAUGUUUGAUGUCAUUGGCAUUUUAAAUUCCCUUUUAUUAGAUAGAUUGAUUAUUAGAUUAUCUAGAUCUAAUCAAUCUAGAAGAUAUAUUCUUCCAAAAAAUUUAUUUGCAAAACCAGUUGAUGGAGAUUUAUUCUUUGAUGAAUGUAAACAACUUUUAAAGGUAUACAAUAGAGAGAAUGAAACCUAUUUCACCUUUAAUCCAUAUAGUUCUGGUGGAACAGUUGCAGAGGCAAUCUAUCUCAUGGCCAAUUCCACACUUAUACCAUCUGUUUCUGUGCCAUCAAGCCUUAAACUUUCGAUAAGACCUCAUUCUCGUUCAUCAAUCAAUCACAAAGUAUUUGCAACUGGCAAAAUUGAUAAACAUAUUGAACCUGUUUCUAUUGGAUUUUAUAAAAGUUCAAUCAAUGAAUCUUAUAGUAAAAUUGAAAAGAGAAGAUUUGAUGAUGAAGAAUACAUUAAAGGGGAAAGUAGAUUUAUGGAAUUAAUCGACGAUGAUGAGGAAGAGGAAAAGAAUUAUUCAGUUGAACCAACUCCUGAAAUCGAUGAUUAUGAUGAAGAUGAAAUCUUUAAACCAAAGAAACAAAAAGUUGUAAAGUUGGACAAUGAAGAAGAAGAACAAGCAAAGAUGACACCAUUCAAACAAUUGGUAGAAGAACAAUGCAAGAGUUUUGAAUUUGAAGAGAUGAAAAGAAUCUUUUAUCUUGGUGCUAUGGUAUUGGAGGAGAAUGGUGGAUCGGAGGAAUUGGAAAGACGAGGACUGUUGAAACAAACUAAAGAGACUGAAUUGAUUUGGAAAAAGAUCAAAUCUGCAGGUCUCAAAGGUAUCGAUUUCAUAGAGUUGUGUAAAUACAUUAUCCAACAUCGUUUGUCACUCUUGCAAGAUGAUGGUCAAGAUCUUGAUGAUCAAGACAAAGACAAACGAGACCUAAUCGCUAAAGAUUAUUCAUGUGUUAUUGAUGUAAAGUCAUACAUUCAAACACUCAGAACACUCAAUUAUAUCCAACAACUCUAUGGAUCUUUGAGUAUUCUAUAUGUAGAUACACUUGAAGUGGCUGAUAUGAUGCUUCCACUCCCUCCUGUCACUGUGAUACCAGUACCAGUCACCAAUAAGGAACUCUACUCUAAAACCAUCAUGAGACCAUGGGUCAACCUCGAUGGAACCAUUGACACUGUCCAAUUCAACCUUUGUCUCCGUGACAUUGCCAUGUAUGUCAUGUCACAUCCAGGUAUACAACUUGCACAGCUUUCCUACCGUUUCAAGAUCCCACCUACUCUUUUAAGUUUGUUAAUGUCUAUUCUCUCGGACCAUGGCUACACCAAGACCGAGUGGUACAUUAGUUCCAAACCAUCACUCUUUUCCAAACAAACUCAACCAUCAUUCCAAGUGAUUCCACAACCUACAAACAUAUUGGAAGAUGACUAUGACCCCAACCUCUCUUUAAAUCAAUUUUACAAUCCACUCCCAAAUAUCAUUAAUUUAGAAUCUCAUUUAUCUUAUUUAAUUUCUUUAUAUAAUCUUUAA
Molecule: messenger RNA, 5760 nt
Organism: Cavenderia fasciculata
Lineage: Eukaryota; Evosea; Eumycetozoa; Acytosteliales; Cavenderiaceae
Product: winged helix DNA-binding domain-containing protein
Exons: 9
Coding region: 1-5760 (1919 amino acids)
Biological process (GO): 5S class rRNA transcription by RNA polymerase III; transcription initiation at RNA polymerase III promoter
Cellular component (GO): transcription factor TFIIIC complex
Molecular function (GO): DNA binding
Source: RefSeq, a predicted model, not a curated record